Penicillium paradoxum is the source of this 2517-nucleotide messenger RNA. It is a transcript of the gene mrd1, whose product is annotated as RNA-binding ribosome biosynthesis protein MRD1. NCBI's taxonomy places the organism in Eukaryota, Fungi, Ascomycota, Eurotiomycetes, Eurotiales, Aspergillaceae. The record is from RefSeq and is a predicted model, not a curated record. Bases 1 to 2517 code for a protein of 838 amino acids. The transcript has 4 exons. Gene Ontology annotation, molecular function: RNA binding.
AUGGAGAGCACCAGAGUGUUUGUGGGUGGUCUUCCACCUACAUGCUCCAAUGAUCAGCUAAAGAAGCACUUUGAAACCCGCUUCCAAGUCACAGACGCUCAUGUCCUACCCAAACGUAGGAUGGGGUUUGUCGGCUUCAAGAGCCAUGAAGCUGCCCAACAGGCUGUCAAGCACUUCAACAGGACAUAUAUGAAGAUGUCAAAGAUCACUGUAGACAUCGCUCGACCGGUCGAUUCAAAUGCCGCUGAGGAUGCCCAUCCAACGCGAAGACGUGGUACCACGAAUGAUAAUGAUGCAUCGUUGGAUAAUAACCUCAAGCGCAAGAGGGAUGGCGAGAACAAAUCACAGGACCCCAAGUUGCAGGAGUACCUCUCCCUUAUGGGGCAAUCGUCAAAAACUCGGACAUGGGCCAAUGAUGAUGAUAUGAUCAAACCGUCCGCGGACACAGUUCCCGUUAUUAACCAACCUCCCCAGGGAGAAACACAGACUGAGGAGUUACCUUCACAUCCGAAAAAGGCCAAGACAGAAAAGCCUGUCACGGUACCAGAACCUGAACAACCUGAGCCCAUGGUCAUUGACAAGAUUGGGGAAGAGGAAGUUCAAGAAACCACCGAACAGGACAACUCUGCGGAGCCUGAAGCCGAGAUUGCACCCAUGUCUGAUGCUGAUUGGCUGCGGUCAAAGACGAGUCGUUUGUUGGGCCUUCUGGAUGACGAAGAACAGGAUGAAUUCGAUCAACACAAGGCUGAGGCGCCAGCUCGAGCGCCAGCUAAAGUUGCUUCACGAUCUUCCUCGCCCGAGGAUGAGUCUCCGCAGCGUGAAGAGGAAUCCCGCACUGCGGCCAUUGAGAACAUUACGUCCAACACGACUGACGUUGACAGCAUUACUGAGGCAGCGCCAGAGCCAGAAGAUCCAAAUGUUGACCUCAUCCGGAACUCCGCUCGUCUGUUCCUCAGGAAUCUUGCAUACGACACAACAGAAUCCGAUCUCCAGCCAAUAUUCGAACGUUUCGGAAAGAUUGAAGAGAUUCAUGUUGCUUUUGACACCCGCUCUACUACCAGCAAAGGCUUUGCUUAUGUGCAAUAUGCCGAUGCCGAUGCUGCCAUCGAGGCUUACCAGACCCUCGAUGGAAAACAUUUCCAGGGACGUCUGCUCCACAUCUUGCCAGCUUCUGCAAAGAAGACCUACAAGAUUGACGAGUAUGAAUUGUCAAAGCUUCCUCUCAAAAAGCAAAAGGAGAUCAAGCGGAAACAAAAUGCCUCUUCUUCUUCAUUUAGCUGGAACUCCUUGUACAUGAACGCCGAUGCUGUCAUGUCAUCAGUGGCUGGAAGGCUCGGAGUCUCCAAAUCCGAAUUGCUUGAUCCUACAUCUUCAGACGCUGCUGUUAAGCAAGCACAUGCUGAAACGCAUGUCAUCCAAGAAACAAAAGCCUACUUUGCCUCCAACGGGGUAAAUAUUGAUGCCUUCAAGCAGCGUGAGCGUGGAAAUACGGCUAUUCUAGUCAAGAACUUCUCAUAUGGAGUCAAGUCAGCAGAUCUCAGGAGUCUGUUUGACCCGUAUGGCAAGAUCGUCCGACUGCUGAUGCCACCCAGUGGUACAAUUGCUAUCGUGGAGUUCGCGCGACCGGAUGAGGCCCAAAAGGCUUUCAGGGGGAUGGCUUACAAGAAGAUGGGUGAUUCCAUUCUGUUCCUUGAGAAAGCCCCGAAGAACUUGUUUGAGGGUUCAGCUGCUCCACGCGCACUUGCUCCGGAGAUUCGGGGCAAGGACCAAGGAUUCUCGACUGCGGACACUUUUGCCGCAGAUGAGGCCGAUGAAAGCGUAGCAACCACAACACUCUUUGUAAAGAACUUGAACUUCACAACCACGAAUGAUCGAUUCCUGGAGGUGUUCCGACCAUUGGACGGCUUUGUCACCGGUCGCGUCAAAACCAAACCUGAUCCCAAGCGACCUGGCCAGACUCUCAGCAUGGGUUUCGCUUUCGCGGAGUUCAAAACCAAAGCUCAGGCCCAGGCUGCUCUUGCGGCUAUGAAUGGUUACAAGUUGGAUCAACACGAGCUUCUCAUCCGUGCAGCUCACAAGGGCAAGGACGCCGCCGAGGAGCGGAGGCGCGAAGACACCGCGAAGAAGGUCGCAGCGCGGAGAACAAAAAUCAUUAUCAAGAACUUGCCUUUCCAGGCCACCAAGAAGGACAUUCGAUCUCUAUUCGGUGCUUACGGACAACUUCGGUCUGUUCGUGUUCCUCAGAAGUUCGAUCGCACAGCUCGUGGUUUCGGUUUCGCAGACUUUGUAAGCGCUCGCGAAGCGGAAAAUGCCAUGGACGCGUUGAAAAACACGCAUCUUCUGGGCAGAAGAUUGGUUUUGGAGUUCGUGAACGAGGAGGCCGUCGAUCCCGAGGAGGAGCUCGCGCGCCUGGAGAAGAAGGUAGGAGAACAAAUGGACAGGGUCAAGCUCCAACAGCUUACUUCUGGCGCCGGGCGCAAGAAAUUCACUGUAGGAGGGCAGGAGGAAGAGGCAUGA